UGUUGGAGCUCCGGAAACAACCCGACCAAAACAUGAAGUCAGAAAACCUGCUUGCCCAAAGUUUCGUUUCAGCGCUGAGGUUUCGAUGCCAGAAAAAUGAAACUUAAGGUUCGUCUGGCUGAAGCGACGUCGCUCUUCUUCUCUUCUUCUCUAUAAACUCUCUCUAUUGUGCUUCGCCCGUCACCGCGUGACGUCAUCCCGACAAUAAACCUCAGGUCGAGCGCCGUGCGACCAGUCUGCAGCUGCGCCUCUUCCAGAGCGUCAGAAAAACUCCAGAAGAGACAAAACCUCCAGAUCUACAGAGAAAACAGCUGCAAGAUGAGUUCUCCUCAGAGUCUGCAGUCCAGACUGAAGGCCUUGGAGUGCCACUUCACCUGGGAUCUGGACCCCAGCAGGAGCAACCUGUUCCGUAUCAGAUAUCGCCUGGAGGAUGUCGGCACUGAGGAGGGAAACGUCUGGCUGGGUCACGUCUACAACCUGCAGGGCUUCAUCCAGUACCAGCUGGGCUCCUCUGAAGACGCCCUGAACCUCUUCAACCGGGCYGCUGAGACCUUCCAGAGGCAGAAAAACGCUGAUGAAGGUCCCUGGUUGAUGGUGAACUUUGGGAAUCUGGCCUGGCUGCACCAUCACCUGGGAGAAGAUGAGAAGAGUGAAGACUACCUGUCAAAGGUGGACGGCCUGAUGAGGAAGAAGGAGGGAGAUCUCUACCCAGAGGUCUUAGCUGAAAAGGCCUGGACCCUGAUGAUGUUUGAUAAAGAGAAGMAGCAGCAGGCUKYAGAGCUCUUCCAGAGAGCCAUCCGGAUGCAGCCGGACACCGUGGAGUGGCGGAGCAGCCGUAUGAUCUGUCUGCUGAGCACCUUGAAACACCGCGACGUGGAACCAGAGCCUGACGUCUGGGAGGACCUAAGGGUAGCCAGAGAAGAAGAUCCAGAAAACUUGUACCUGGCUGCUGUCGACCUGAAACAACGAGCCAAGAGAGGCGAGCGAGUUAAAGAGGAAGCACUGGAGUUGUCCGAGAAGAUUUUACUGAACCCUGUCAGCAGCUACAGUGGCAUCAAACCUCUGCUGAGGAUCUUCAGACAAAUCGAAUCCUACGACGAUGUGAUCGACGUGGCAGAAAGGGCCCUGACAAAGGAUCCAGAUUCCCGGUACCUGAAGAGAUGUGCCGCUCUUGCCUACAAAUGGAAGAUAGUUUUUUCCAGAAACGGACGCCCAAGUCAAAGAACCUUCGACCGGGCAAUCGGCUUGUUGGAGGACGUCAUCUCUGGCUACCCUGAGUCUUGCUUACCAAAGAAGUUGGACUUUGCAAGUGUGUGGGCCAAGUCCGGUCGUGGGCUGACGAAACCAGAUCAGAUCUACAAGGAGUUGCUGCAGAAAUCUUUGGAUCCUUCAGACCAACAGUGUGUUUACAACUACUACGCCAAGUACCUCAACUUCGACCGGCAGGAAAGAAACAAGUCGAUUGAGUAUCACAUGAAGGCUGCAGCCAUUAACCACGAGUCUUUCUCCCGGAUGAACAGCAUCCAGGCGCUGGAGAGGAUCCGAGACCGCGGACGGUCCAGAAUGUGCCCAGAGAUCCGGGAGUUUCUGGAAAACCUGGAAGGUGUCCAGACUGUGUGAAAGCCAGACUUUCAAAGAUCAGAUCCAAUGAUCAUUCUGACCGUCUGAAUAAUAUUCUAGUUUUAACCUUUAACCCUACAUUUUGCUCCUUAGUAUUAAUAAUUUUAAUUCGCUAAAAAGCUUCAAACCCAAAUGAUAAAUAACUUAGAAUUAUGGGAACAUUCACCUGUUUUCAUACAUUAUUCAUAGGAUGAUAAAUAUCUUCUAAGUUUUUAUUUUAGGAUUAUUUACGGAGUUAAACUUUAAUGCGGUCGGCCCGUUGCACACUUCGACCACCAGAUGGCGGCAAAGCUCUUCUAACAGCAACCUGAGCGGGAGAUUAAUCCACUAAUCAGCUUCACUCGUUCAUAAGGGUCAAGAUUUAAUAAUCUAGUUUUAAUGUCUAUCAUAAUCCAUCUGAUAUAAUCUGUGUUCACUUUUUAUUCUGAUGUAAACAAUAAAAUAUAAAGACUUGCAA
Molecule: messenger RNA, 2077 nt
Organism: Poecilia reticulata (guppy)
Lineage: Eukaryota; Metazoa; Chordata; Actinopteri; Cyprinodontiformes; Poeciliidae
Product: antiviral innate immune response effector IFIT1-like
Biological process (GO): defense response to virus
Cellular component (GO): cytosol
Molecular function (GO): protein binding
Source: RefSeq, a predicted model, not a curated record